CGAGAUGGGUAGCCCGGAGGUUGUACUUAUCGACGGCGUCCCCUCGGUGCCUUUCCCUCUUCUCUGGUCCUAAUAUCCAUACUGCGUUGACACAUUCAUAUCUCAUCCACCUUCCUCCCGGACGCGGCUCAUUAAUUUAUUUUUACUUCUUCUCUGGAUCUUCUCCAAACAACUUAGCUGUCUGUUUUAACUGAGUGCGGCCACUAAGCUAUGCCCGCUAUGACCAUUACGCUGAGUGACCAGACACAUACCAUGUCUGAGGCCUCACCGAAGAAGGAUGGCAUCGCCGGGACAGAAGUCAAGAAGCCAGGCGCUCGGCAUGGCCAUUCCCAGAGCAACUGCCAUCACCUGCCGCCUCCCCCAUCGCAACCCACUGCGGAAGGGGAAUACCGAUGCGGAAUCUGCAACAAGACAUAUAGUCGACGUGAUCUGCGGGACCGGCACCGUCGCCGUUGUAUUAAGAACAUUGGCCAGGAACGCCAGUCCAAGCGCAAAUCCUGCGACGCCUGUGCGCAAAAGAAGCUGCGGUGUUCCAUGACCCGGCCCUCCUGUAGUCGGUGUCUGCAAAGCCGAAGGCCUUGCGUGUAUCCGCAGUCUUCUGUUCCUGUUCAAACUCCCAGUCUUGAUGAUCCCCAGGAUAAUAUUGCUUCGUCUGCUGGUUCCAUACACCCUGUUCCGAUCUGUGCUGGUAUAAUACCUGGUGGCACGACAUGGGCCCUUCCAACAUAUCCGUUCGACACACCAUCUACCGCGGAUGAACUACACGAUAUCUCGGGCUCCUCGUGGAGCCCCGAAACUCCAACGAAUGCCGAACUUGCGUUCCAUGCCGUUAAUGAGAGUACUAUGCUUCCAAUGCAAGAUGCCUCGUUGAUGAAUUCUCCGCCCUGGCAAGACGAUCUUCAUGAACAGUCCGAAACAUUUGGGCUGGAGGAGUUCUUUCCCGGGUCGCUUGACAGUUGUUCGCACGCUAUGUAUAUGCCACCGACGAUGAGGUCCUCUCCAGUGACCAUGGUCCCUCCUACUCCGGCUACUCUCUCGGGUGACUCUUAUGCCGCUGGAGGCGGACUGAAUAUGUCGUCGGUAUCUCCUGGAUAUUUCGAUAAUAUCUGGCCGGAUAUGGCUUCCAACGACGAAGAAAACGAAACUUGGCGGUUCAGCACGUACACACAUAGCCGCACAGGAUCGGGGUUCGGCCAAAGCUUCCUGCCCAAGACAAGCCAUCAUAGCCCAGGUGACGUUGGUGACCUCUACCAAGAGCUGUUCAGUCUGCUACGCGAGUACCCUGGGUUGGCUCUGCAGAGACAGUUCUACUCGCCCUUUCUACAUCAUGAGCUACAGGGGUAUGCGAUGCAAUCAAUGGGCCAGCCACUUAGCACCACUCUGAGUUCGAUAUCAUCCUAUGCUAAUUAUCUGGAGACCUGCGAUACAUUUGACCUGUCAAUGCACAAUGGGGAGCGCCUUGCAGCGGCAGAAGGCUGCGUAGUAGCGCUUCAUGCGGUGUGUGUUCAACAGAUCUUGAGCCUUUUCGGAGACAAUUUCGCCACCAACGGCCUCAGCAAGCUUCCAAGCCUUACAGGCGAUCAAGGGCACCCCGAGACCCCUGUUGACAUUCUCUUGAGGAUGACGCAACGGGUCUACAAACUUCACGAGGACAUUCUUCGUACCCCCCAUGAAGAUGAAACGGAUUGGCGGCGAUGGAAAUUCGCCGAAUCCCUGCGACGUAACAUUUUCUUUGCCAAUAUAAUCCGCACAUUAGCAGGACGGGCCCGCCGUUACAACGGGAUCAACAUUGACCCGCUAGAUAGCGCGAUCCUUCUUCAGCUGCCGUUGCCGGCGCCGGAGGAAAUGUGGCGAGCACGCAGCGAGGGGGAGUGGAUGAUAGCCCGCGCACAGACGCAGCGGUCGUGGGCGCGGGGGGUGGAUGGUAGCAUGCUGCCAGCCCUGCGGACCCUUCAACAAUUGUUGGUAUUGGAAGAGGUUGGCAGUGUAAGUGUUACGUUAUUGCUUCCCAUCACACGCAUGAUUCUGGCGUGCGCCAAGCUCAAUGGAGCUUCAUAUGGCUGAGGUGGACCGGUGGGCCCGGCGAUAGGGCGAUUAUGAUCGUCACGGUUGAAAUUUUUUGGCAUGAUUUCUUGUUUCUAAAUACCCUGUUCUUCUCACGAAGACUACGAUCAUCGUGGGAUGUAUAGUUCUGUGUGCCCGCUAGAGAGGUAGACUAGAUUUGGAUUGUGCGAGG
Molecule: messenger RNA, 2236 nt
Organism: Aspergillus costaricaensis CBS 115574
Lineage: Eukaryota; Fungi; Ascomycota; Eurotiomycetes; Eurotiales; Aspergillaceae
Product: Zn(II)2Cys6 transcription factor domain-containing protein
Exons: 3
Coding region: 211-2064 (617 amino acids)
Biological process (GO): regulation of DNA-templated transcription
Molecular function (GO): DNA-binding transcription factor activity, RNA polymerase II-specific; zinc ion binding
Source: RefSeq, a predicted model, not a curated record